UCCCCCGUCGGCGGCGCGGCGCGGGGCGGGCGGCGCUCCCCGCCAGCGCAGCGGCAUGAAGGAGCCGUCGCUGCCCGGCACCUCGCUGCAGCGGGCCUGCCGCCUCCUCGUCGCCUUCUGCGCCCUCCACCUCUCGGCCACGCUGCUCUACUACCUGGCGGGCAGCGCGCUGGGGCCGCCGGGCAGCCCCGAGCCGCCGCCGCGCCGCCCGCCGCCCGCCAACCUCUCGGUGCUGCUCUCCCGCCCGCCGCCCGCCGCCCGGGCCCGGCCCCCGCCCGCCGAGCCGCCGCCGCCGCCGGGCCCCUGCCCCGAGCCCUCCCCGCUGCUCGUUGGUGCACUACGUGUGGAGUUUUCCCAGCCUGUAAACCUGGAAGAAGUGGCAAGAAUGAACCCAAUGGUCAAAGCAGGAGGUCGUUUUGCUCCGAAGGACUGCAUAGCACUUCAGAAAGUGGCAAUAAUCAUACCGUUCAGGAACCGAGAGGAGCACCUGAAGUACUGGCUCUAUUACCUCCACCCAAUUCUCCAAAGGCAGCAACUAGAUUAUGGAAUAUAUGUUAUCAACCAGGAUGGAGAAGAAGAAUUUAACCGUGCUAAACUGCUGAAUAUUGGAUUUGCAGAGGCCUUGAAGGAGUAUGACUAUGAUUGCUUUGUGUUUAGUGAUGUAGACCUCAUUCCGAUGGAUGACAGGAACACCUACAAAUGUUACAGCCAGCCACGACACCUCUCUGUAUCCAUGGAUAAAUUUGGAUUUCGGUUGCCUUACAAUCAGUAUUUUGGAGGCGUGUCUGCCCUGAGCAAAGAGCAGUUCACAAAGAUCAAUGGGUUCCCAAACAAUUACUGGGGCUGGGGUGGUGAAGAUGAUGACAUUUACAACAGGCUGGUGUUUAAAGGCAUGGGGAUAUCCCGUCCGGAUGCGGUCAUUGGGAAGUGCAGAAUGAUCCGGCAUUCCCGGGACAGGAAGAAUGAACCCAACCCUGAGAGGUUUGACCGAAUUGCUCACACACGGGAGACAAUGAAUUCUGAUGGCUUAAAUACACUAUCCUACAAGGUGUUAAGAACUGACAAGUACCCUCUGUAUACAAAGAUCACAGUGGAUAUUGGCUCCCCCAAUAGCUAACAUCAGAGACACAACAGAGACUUGCCUAUAUUGCCCAGGAUAUCUGGUCUCACUGAUGCAUUAUAUGUGCUGGUUUUAUAAUAGUUGCAAUGAACCAAAAAAAAAAAAAAAAGCAAAAAAAAAAGCCUCUUUUGGCAUGCCAAAGUGUCUCCAAAUUGUUUGGACAAGUGCUUUUUAAAUUUUUUUUUUUAAUUUCAAACUUGACUUUACACAACUUUCUAGCUCUCCGUCGUUUUGUAAGUCCAGAAGCUGUACAUAUGAGUUGUAAAUAGUUACUUUGCCAGAAAAUUUGAAUCUGAUCUAUUUGCUGCAGUAUUCCCCAUAUUGCGUUGAUUGCUCAAAUUUUUCUGAUUAUGGCUGUGAUGUAUCAACAGUUGCUGCCCUUGAUAUUUGGUAUUUUGAAUGAGGUGCAUGCAGGCAUUCUUUUAAAUUCAUUCCUGGUUUUACUUUAUGAAGGACUGAAAAAUGCUGCUAAAAUUGUCCAAGUUUACGCUUUGCAUUAGAUUUUUUUUGAUGGAGACAGCAUAAUACAACUUUAUUCUCAUAGUGACCAAAACAAACAUCUCCUCUAUGUGCAGAGCAGGUGUUGAACAAUCAAGUCUGGAUUCAAUGAAUGUCAUUAUUUCAUUUAGUCUCAAAGGAGGCUUUGAGUGAGUUGAGACAGUUUGCCAGAAUUUGUGGGUAAGCUCCUUGCAUAGGGUGGGAGCUGCACAUAUGACUUCUCUAAAAACAGCUGGCUUCAGAUAACCUUAUUUCAGGAUAGGAUAGAGAUUAUUUGCUUCAGCACAACACCACCUGGGAUUUUUUUGUGGGGUGGAGGAGUUCAGAGAGGAGUGGGUUUGUGGUGUUUGUUUGGGUUUUUUCCCCCCCCAUUAAAUAAAGAUUAAUUUAAUUCCAGAAUUAAAUUAUGGCCUUAAAAUUUGCUAACACUUGUUAGCAGCGGUAGGGAGUUACCACGCUAUUUAAGCAUUGUCUGAAGCUUCCUGAAACCAAAAUUUUCUCUUGCAAGGUUGUGCAUAAAACUUGAAAUAUUUUAAUACUUUUGUUGUUGUUGUAACAUUUUAAUAACUUUUAAAGGUAAUUUGUGUAUCAUAAGCAGUAUAUUUAAUACCAGAUUAAAGUAGGGUGCAGCAUAAUAGGAUAUGAUUCAAAGCCUCCUUUAUCUUUAGACUAGUGGGCCUUUUAUGUGCGUCAUCAUAUAUAAGCCAUGUAUUUUGUUUGUUCUGCCUAUUUGUCUAUUAAAUCUCCUGCAGUGCUGAGAUAUUCACAGCAGGGCCGACAUCCAAAUGAUUUUUCUUUGCCUAAAGACUGUUUGCAAUGUGUGUCCUCUAUCUGGAACCUCUCUUCUGAUUGUCUCAGGCUUGAGGGACAUGCACAUUCUGCAGUACCAUUUUCUGUCAGUGCACCAGGGCACCUCCUGUACAGACCCUGCUUUUCCUCCCCUUGACUGUGUAUGAAAGCCUCAAGCGCUGACACCCAGGGAGCUGGUUUAAGUGAUUUAAAGCUCUUAUCCAGAACUGAGAACUGAAUUCUUUCUGGUGAGUACUUUGCCACCAGCUCUGACCACAGCAAUUUGCACUUCCUUGGCCUGUGCUGAAGUUUGUUAAAAUCAGGGACACUUGUAUUGGGGAUCAUCUUCAGCACUGCCUUUUUUUUUUUUUUUUUUUUUUUUUUUUCCUCCCCCCUUUUUCCUCUUAUUUGGUUUAGCUUGGUUUUUUGUUACAUUUUUUGAGACCUGAAGGUUUUGCUGAACCCUUGCACUGCAGGGGUGGGAUCCUGCAGGGACCGGGGAACUGUGCAUUUCUUUUUAGGCCAGCAGCGGCUGACAAGACACAUAGAGACUUUAAUUACGAGAUGCCUUUUCAGUCUCACUUUGGAAAUGUCUUCACCUCCUUUGGUUCAAAGCUCUUUCUGGCUAGACUUGCUGCUCCAGUCAUGAUGGGAGCUGAGGAAAGAUAGAGCUUGCAUGGAGCAGGAGCAAAGUGCAAGGAAGGAGGCUUGUGGUUAAGAGCUUAUCCUUUGUGCUUAUCAUUGCAUUAAAAAAAAAAAAUACAAUACAGUAGUCCUUAUAACAGAUCAGGCUCCAGAUCUUAAAGAUGCAUGUAAAAGAUGUGUGUUUCAUAAAAUGCAGGUCAAAUGUCUCUGGUAAAACAUUGGCAAGGGUGUAGUUUGUAAUGGAGACACAGGAGAGGACUAUUUUUAAUAUUUUUUUUCAAAGCUGCCUUAGAAGGAGGGCCUCACUCCCACAGCUAGGAGCAGAUAACCAAAAAUUAUUAAGGCUGCACUUGAAAAUGCCAUGUCUUUGCAGAGAGCAUCUCAGUUUUUUGCUGAGCCUUUUGUUAUUAGUAAAGAUUCAAGCCAAAGAUUAUUCGAGCCAAGUGGAAGAGUUGGACCUUCAGCUGUAGUGGUGUCUGCUACCAGGCAAGUGGGGGAGACUCUGGCAGCAUUCCUUGCAGUGAGAUUCUUUGGUGGUUAGAAAAAAAGUUAUUGCAACAACUCAUUGUUUGGCUGUAUGGAGAAAUUAUUCAAUGUCGUGGAGGUGGGAUGAGCGCUUGUUUCUGGCUGUUGAGAUCAAAGGUUUCUACAACAUGUGCCUUGUGAGGGAAGAAAUGGAAACUGGAAAAUCAGGAAACCUGAAAACCCUUUUCAACAGAGAGAUACGAGCAGUGCAAGAAGCUGCUGCAUAGUUUCUCUUCCACUGCUAAAGCCACAAACCAUUUAAAGAACUGAAGCCACCUUCUGUAGCUUGUGUUGCCCUUUGGUGCUGACCUGUGAUUUCUAGAUUUCAUUGUCUCUGUGUAAACUGUAUCAGUGAAACUCAUUAAAUGCUCUUGACUUGACCUGGCCAUGAAAUUUCUCUCCCUGGGAUUUUCAGGUGCCACAUCUCCAAAUACUCAUGUUGCACAGAAGCCAAUUCCAACUGAGUCCUGUGGUGGGUGGUGUUUCUUCCUCUCCCCUACUGGUGAAAACACUCAAAGUGAUACUGAUUGUAACCAAUGGUUGAAACCUGGAAAAAACAGCUUCAAAGGAAACGCUAAUGCUUGGAUUCUUUGGGAUGACUGACUGCUUGUUAGCAUGAGGAAGGGUUUUGAUAUGCUGCUUUUCCCCAGGACUCUACUUGUAUACUGGACUGCUUUUACUGGGGUUUCCUGUAGAUGGUUUUGCUUCGCAUUCUUACCAUUUAUAUAUCGAGGGAUGUAUAAUCCAAUGUUUCUUCUUUACUAUUGAUCUCAAAUAAAAAUAUUUUCAGUUAUA
Messenger RNA from Oenanthe melanoleuca, 4372 nucleotides. RefSeq names its product beta-1,4-galactosyltransferase 1 (gene B4GALT1). Gene Ontology annotation, molecular function: cytoskeletal protein binding; beta-N-acetylglucosaminylglycopeptide beta-1,4-galactosyltransferase activity. Lineage: Eukaryota; Metazoa; Chordata; Aves; Passeriformes; Muscicapidae. The transcript is spliced from 6 exons. The coding region runs from base 56 to 1117 and encodes 353 amino acids. The record is from RefSeq and is a predicted model, not a curated record. Gene Ontology annotation, biological process: protein N-linked glycosylation; carbohydrate metabolic process.